Messenger RNA from Neltuma alba, 1744 nucleotides. Its product is annotated as glucan endo-1,3-beta-glucosidase 7-like. Gene Ontology annotation, biological process: carbohydrate metabolic process. The record is from RefSeq and is a predicted model, not a curated record. NCBI's taxonomy places the organism in Eukaryota, Viridiplantae, Streptophyta, Magnoliopsida, Fabales, Fabaceae. Gene Ontology annotation, molecular function: hydrolase activity, hydrolyzing O-glycosyl compounds.
GCAUCUUCUUCAAAGUUUGAACUUCAACGACUUACUACAAUACUCCAAAUGAACUUCAAGGCAGCCAUGUCUUCUUCUUCUCAGUCUUCCAUCUUCCUCUGCUUUUGCCUCAUCAUCCUAUUCGCUCUUUCCUUCGCUGAGUCGCAAUCCUUCAUCGGUGUGAAUUACGGCCAGACAGCUGACAAUCUUCCAGCGCGGGCGACGGUCAAGCUCCUGCAAUCCACCAUCAUCUCAAAAGUCCUGCUUUACGGAGCUGAUCCGGCCAUUCUCAAAGCCCUCGCUAACACCCGCAUCGGGGUCGUCAUCACCGCCGCCAACGGCGACAUCCCGAGUCUCGCCUCCGGUCCUGCCGCUGCCACCCAAUGGAUCAGCGCAAAUGUGCUUCCUUACUACCCAGCCACCAACAUCACUCUCAUCUCCGUCGGAAACGAGGUGAUGACCUCCGGAGACCAGAAUCUGAUCUCGCAGCUUGUUCCGGCUAUGCGAAAUGUCCAGCGUGCCCUCAGUUCGGCCUCACUGGGCGGCAAGGUCAAAGUCUCCACCGUACAUUCCAUGGCCGUGUUGACCCAGUCGGAUCCUCCAUCGUCCGGAUCGUUCAACUCCACACUGCAGGGCCCGCUGAAGCAGAUGCUAGCGUUCCUGAAUGAUAACAAAUCGCCGUUAAUGAUCAACCCGUAUCCGUAUUUCGCCUACCAGAGCGACCCAAAACCCGAAACACUGGCAUUCUGCCUGUUCCAACCAAACUCGGGUCGGACCGAUCGGGGUAACGGCCUCCUCUACACUAAUAUGUUCGAUGCACAGGUGGACGCGGUACAUUCAGCUUUGGGAGCCAUUGGAUACAAGGACGUAGAGAUAGUGGUGGCCGAGACAGGAUGGCCCUCUCGUGGGGACCCCAAUGAAGUGGGGCCCAGUGUUGAGAAUGCCAAAGCCUACAAUGGAAACCUCAUCGCUCACCUUCGUUCCUUGGUUGGCACCCCUCUCUUGCCGGGCAAAUCUGUGGACACUUACAUUUUUGCACUCUAUGACGAGAACUUGAAACCUGGUCCUGCUUCUGAACGUGCUUUUGGCCUCUUCAAAACCGAUCUCUCCCAAUCUUAUGAUGUUGGCUUAGCAAAGUCUGGCCAACAGGCUCCUCCGGCAGGGUGGUGCGUUCCGAAAGCGGGUGUAUCAGAUGCUCAGUUGCAGAAAAACCUGGACUAUGCCUGCAGCCAAGGCAUAGAUUGUGGGGCAAUUCAAGCAGGGGGUGCCUGUUUUGAUCCAAACACAAUAGCAUCUCAUGCUGCCUAUGCCAUGAACCUCUAUUACCAAAAGUUUGGCAGAAAUCCUUGGAACUGUGAUUUCUCUCAGUCUGCUACUCUCACUUCCCAAAAUCCAAGUUAUAAUGGUUGCGUUUACCCUGGCGGCAGCACCUAAGAAAGUAGAGCCCUUAAUUUAUCGGCAACAAAAAUACUUUGUGAAUAAAUUGUAUUAGAAUUAAUCUGAUGAAUAAGGGGUUAUUUUUUGCCCUCCUAAUUUAUGGCCUUUUAAUCUUGUUCAGCUUAAAUUGUCACAAGAUGUUUCAAAUUUUGGCGGUGUUUUAUGAUUAUCCUUUUUCUAGUUUUUAGGAACUUGUUCCGUUUUUAUUUGCUCGUAACUUCAGAUUCAAAUGUGUAUGGAUAUCCCGGAAUGAAGCAUAAUAGUGUUUGGCUUUCUUGUUCUCCAGAUCAACUUUUCUUAAACAAAAUGACAAGUAUUUUAUAGUUUA